Molecule: messenger RNA, 5335 nt
Organism: Sinocyclocheilus rhinocerous
Lineage: Eukaryota; Metazoa; Chordata; Actinopteri; Cypriniformes; Cyprinidae
Gene: abcc3
Product: ATP-binding cassette, sub-family C (CFTR/MRP), member 3
Exons: 31
Coding region: 251-4876 (1541 amino acids)
Biological process (GO): transmembrane transport
Cellular component (GO): membrane
Molecular function (GO): ATP hydrolysis activity; ATP binding; ABC-type transporter activity
Source: RefSeq, a predicted model, not a curated record
UCUGAACCAAACCAAGCCAGGGGGGUAAGAGAGUACAGUUUCGGACGUCAUAACGCGCUCCCCGGGGGAGGAGGGUUAGGAACCGGCCACACAACUAAUAACAGAUUAUCCGCUGUCCGUCGAUGCAGUGUGUUUCGUCUAUGUGUGCACGUAUGAGCGUGUGUUUCAGUUGCAUGCAAGAACAAAAGCGCAGCAAAGAAAAGCAGCCACAUCCUCCUGUCGGCAUAAGGAAGAGCUCCGUUGAAUAGCGAUGAAGCACUUAUGCGGCAAUCUGACAUUUUGGGACUCCAAUCUCACGAAGCACACAAACCUGCCGGAUCUCCCAGCAUGCUUUCAGCUGUCCGUCCUGCCAUGGACUCCCUGCAUCUACCUGUGGCUCGCGUCUCCUUUCUACAUCCUCUACCUCAAGAGGAACAACAGAGGCUACAUCAUGAUGUCUAUAUUGAACAGAAUCAAAACGGUUCUCGGCUUGAUAUUGUGGAUCGUAUGCUGGACAGACCUGUUUUCUUCAUUUCACGAGAUGAGCCAGAAUCAGUCUAAACCCCCAAUAUAUUUCAUAACUCCUCUAAUAGUUGGCAUGACAAUGCUGUUAGCCACGUUCCUGAUCCAGUAUGAGAGGCUGAAGGGAGUGCAGUCGUCCGGUGUGCUCUUCAUAUUUUGGACGAUCUCAGUGUUGUGUGCCAUCGUGCCUUUCCGCUCCAAAAUCGUGUAUCAGAAUGGGGUCGAAGACAAGCUGAGGUUCACCACGUUCUACAUUUACUUCGGCCUCACCCUGAUUCAACUCAUCCUAUCAUGCUUCAAUGAAAAGCCUCCUCUCUUCUCCAGCGUGGUCACAGAUCCUAAUGCUUGUCCAGAAAUUACUGCUGGCUUCCUCUCCAAAAUGACCUUUUGGUGGUUUACUAGCAUGGCGAUCAAAGGCUAUAAAUCCCCACUGGAGAAUAAAGAUCUCUGGUCGCUGAACAAGCAAGACAGUUCAGAGCUGGUGGUUCCCAAUCUGCUCAAUGAAUGGGAGGUGGAGAAAUCUAAAGCACAGAGUGAGCCGAGCGUGAAGGAGCAGGCCGCGUUUAGGAAGGCAGACCCGGGCGCUGAACCCAACCAUAUGAGCGUCAGUCCGGAGGAGGAGAAGGAGGAGGAGGAGGAGGAGGUCCUGCUGUCCAAACGGAGGGAGGUGCGGCAGCCUUCGUUCCUGCGGGCCCUUCUCAGGGCCUUCGGGCCCUACUUCCUCAUCGGCUCCGCUUUCAAACUGCUGCAGGAUCUCAUUACCUUCGUGAACCCUCAGCUGCUCAGGUUGUUGAUCGACUUCACCAAACAGCCCAAUGCCCCGCUGUGGUGGGGUUACUCGCUGGCGUUCCUGAUGUUCGGCACUUCCCUCUUACAGACCCUCAUCUUACAUCAGCACUUUCAGUACUGCUUUGUCACAGGCAUGAGGCUGCGCUCGGGAAUCAUCGGAGCCAUUUACAGGAAGGCUCUAGCGAUCACGAACGAGGCCAAGCGCUCGUCGACGGUGGGUGAGGUGGUGAACCUGAUGUCUGUGGAUGCCCAGCGCUUCAUGGAUCUCACCACUUUCCUGAACAUGCUGUGGUCAGCACCGCUGCAGAUCAUCCUGGCGCUCUUCUUCCUCUGGCAGAAUCUGGGUCCGUCGGUUCUGGCCGGUGUGGCGCUGAUGGUUCUGCUGAUCCCAUUCAACGCUUUCAUCGCCAUGAAGACCAGAACUUACCAGGUGGAGCAGAUGAAGCAUAAGGACGACCGCAUCAAGCUGAUGAACGAGAUUCUCAACGGUAUAAAGGUGCUGAAGCUCUACGCCUGGGAAGUCUCCUUCAAGGAGAAGAUCCUGCAGAUCCGGCAGAAGGAGCUGACUGUGCUGCGUAAGACGGCGUAUCUCAGCGCUCUCUCCACCAUGGCCUGGACCAGCGCGCCCUUCAUGGUGGCUCUGACCACGUUUGCGGUGUACGUGACUGUGGACGAGGAAAAUGUCUUGGAUGCAGAGAAGGCCUUUGUGUCUUUGUCUCUGUUCAACAUCUUGAGGUUCCCGCUGAACAUGCUUCCACAGGUCAUCAGCAGCAUCGUACAAGCCAGCGUGUCUCUGAAACGCAUCCAGGAUUUCCUGAGUCACGAUGAGCUCAAUCCCGAGAGCGUGGACAGAAGAAAUAACGCUUCAGAAUACGCCGUGAGUGUCGUAAACGGGACGUUCUCAUGGGCCAAACAAGACCAAGCCACUCUUGACAACAUUAAUGUGAUGGUGCCGCAGGGCUCUCUGCUGGCGGUCGUGGGUCACGUGGGUUGUGGGAAGACGUCGCUCGUGUCCGCGCUGCUGGGAGAGAUGGAGAAGCAGGAGGGUCAGAUCUCUAUACGGGGAUCCGUGGCUUACGUACCGCAGCAGGCCUGGAUCCAGAACGCCACGCUCAGAGACAACAUCUUGUUCGGCAGACCGUAUGUGGAGCAGAGGUACCGCUGCGUGCUGGAGGCCUGCGCUCUGACCCCUGACCUGGAAGUGCUUCCUGGAGGAGACCAGACUGAGAUCGGAGAGAAGGGCAUCAAUCUGUCCGGCGGUCAACGGCAGAGAGUGAGUUUGGCCAGAGCGCUGUACAGUGAAGCGGACGUCUAUCUGCUGGACGAUCCUCUGUCCGCCGUCGACGCUCACGUCGCCAAACACAUCUUUGACAAAGUCAUCGGGCCUGAAGGAGCCCUCAAGGGAAAGACGCGGAUACUGGUGACCCACGGGAUCAGCUUCCUGCCGCAGGUGGACAACAUCCUGGUGAUGGUGGACGGACGCGUGUCAGAAAUGGGCUCCUACCAGGAUCUGCUCAAGCAGAAUGGAGCUUUUGCAGAGUUCCUCAGAAACUACUCUCUGGAGGAUAUCAUCGAAGACGAUGAAGUCACUGUGUCAUUGGUUGAUGAGGAGGAGGAGGAGUUUCCUGAAGAUGCUCUCAGUAAUCACACAGAUAUGGUGGAUAACGAGCCUGUAGUCAACGAGGCGCGCAGACAGUUCAUGAGGCAGAUUAGCAUCAUGUCUAAUGAUCUGGAGAACCCAAAGAAAAUGUCCCGCCGGCGGCGCUGCAGCGAGAGGAAGCACCCAGAGUCUCCGACCGAGAAGAAGGAGCCGAAGCUGGAGAAACUCAUCCAGGCUGAGACGGCUGAGACCGGACGGGUGAAGUUUAAGGUGUACUGGGACUAUGCGAAGGCCGUGGGGCCGUUCCUGUCACUCUUCAUCUGUUUCCUGUACGGCUGUCAGAGCGCCGCCUCCAUCGGAGCAAACUUCUGGCUGAGCGAGUGGACGAAUGACGCGCAGCACAACCGGACGCAGGACCAAGUGUCCAUGAGGGUGGGGGUGUACGCCGCGCUGGGCAUUUCACAAGGUGCGCUGAUUCUGGCCAACUGUUUACUGUGUCGGGCGUACAGCAUGCUGAAGGCAGCCCACGAGACGCACCUCCACAUGCUCCACGCCAUUCUGAGGGCCCCGCAGGCCUUUUUCGAGGCCACACCCUCGGGGCGGGUCUUGAACCGCUUCAGCAAAGACGUGGACACAAUAGACUCUGUCAUUCCAGACAAUAUUGAUAUCUGGAUGCGUACUUUCUGGUACACAGUAAAUGUGCUGAUAGUAUGCUCUGCCCUCACCCCUAUGUUCCUCAUAGUCAUAGUGCCGUUAAUGCUGUUCUAUUGGUGGGUCCAGAGAUUUUAUGUAGCCACGUCUCGGCAGCUUAAGAGACUGGAGUCUGUCAGUAGGUCUCCUAUAUAUUCUCAUUUUUCGGAGACCAUCACAGGCACUAGCGUGAUCCGAGCCUACGGGCGAAACGCUGCCUUUGUUCUCAUGAGCGAUAUGAAAGUGGAUGAGAACCAAAAGAGUUACUACCCUGGUAUUGUUUCCAACAGGUGGUUGGGGGUUCGCAUCGAGCUUAUCGGCAAUUGCAUUGUGCUGUUUGCUGCUCUGCUUGCUGUGAUUGGGAAGGACAAACUCAGCCCCGGAUUGGUCGGUCUGUCCGUGUCAUAUGCUCUACAGGUCACAAUGUCCCUAAACUGGAUGGUGAGGAUGACCUCUGACCUCGAGAGCAACAUAGUAGCAGUGGAGAGAGUGAAGGAGUAUUCAGAGACGCAGACUGAGGCUCCAUGGAUAGUGACGGACAAGCAGCCUCCUCCAGACUGGCCUCCGAAGGGAAACGUGGAGUUCGCAGACUACAGCGUGAGGUAUCGCGAGGGACUGGACCUGGUGCUGAGGAACAUCUCGCUGAAGGUCGAAGGAGGAGAGAAGAUCGGUAUCGUCGGACGGACAGGUGCCGGAAAGUCCUCCAUGACUCUGUGUCUGUUCCGUCUGCUGGAGGCGGCGGAUGGAGAGAUCGUGAUCGACGAGGUGAAGAUCUCUGAGAUCGGCCUUCACGACCUCCGCUCCAAACUCACCAUCAUCCCUCAGGAGCCCGUCCUGUUCUCCGGGACUCUGCGGAUGAACCUCGAUCCCUUUGAGAAAUACAGUGAUGAAGAAGUGUGGAAAGCACUGGAACUCUCUCAUCUGAAGAGGUUUGUCAGCAACCAGACGUCCAAGCUCGACCUGGAGUGCUCCGAAGGAGGAGAAAACCUCAGUGUGGGUCAGAGGCAGCUGGUGUGUUUGGCGCGAGCUUUACUGAGGAAGACCAGGAUCCUGGUCCUGGAUGAAGCCACGGCUGCCGUCGAUCUGGAGACGGACGAUCUCAUCCAGUCCACCAUCCGCACACAGUUCGAGGACUGCACCGUUUUCACCAUCGCUCACAGACUCAACACCAUCAUGGACUACACCAGAGUGCUCGUUUUGGACAAGGGACAGAUCGCAGAGUUCGACACACCGACUAACCUGAUGGCUCAGAAAGGAAUCUUCUACGGGAUGGCUAAAGACGCGGGUCUGGCGUGAGCCGCUAUGCUGUAAACCGCAGUGCCUUCACACAGUAUCACACACACAAUGCCAGUGAAUGUAAUGUUGUUUGGUUUUUACUCAACAGUGAAAGCUACAUCUAGGAUCUUUUAUUGUUUUUACAUUAUUGUUGUUUUUUCUAUGACUACAGUGCCACUGUUACUGAAUGAGUCGUUUCAUGAUGAAGCAGUCUAUUUUUGUACUGUAUUAUUUAAGUCACUUUUUGAAGUUGUUCAAUAGGGAAGAUUUCUGCUCAGUUACAUGUGUGAUUCCUUUUGUAAACCAAAUCUGUAAAAACUUGAAUUCUGUUACCAGAAUUGGAGUAUUGUUGCAUUUAUUAAAAAAAAAAGUAAUACUGUUUCUAUGUGUAUUUUGGAAAUUCUGUGUCCAAAAGCCGUUUUGAUUUUUUCAUUACACUCAUAAACUUCCUUUUUGUAGUGACCUGACAUACAGCAGGAA